Messenger RNA from Myiozetetes cayanensis, 1611 nucleotides. Its product is annotated as inositol 1,4,5-trisphosphate receptor-interacting protein-like 1. Gene Ontology annotation, cellular component: membrane. The transcript has a single exon. The coding region runs from base 1 to 1611 and encodes 536 amino acids. NCBI's taxonomy places the organism in Eukaryota, Metazoa, Chordata, Aves, Passeriformes, Tyrannidae. The record is from RefSeq and is a predicted model, not a curated record.
AUGGCUUCCAAAAUGUUUCUUCUCAUGCUUUUGCAAACCCUCAUCCAGUACCCACAGCUGGUGGGUGAUGGGCUGGAUGAGGCCACCCGUCUGCGCAUGGAGCUGCGCGCCAAGCUCCUGAACAGGGAGAUGACUCGGCUGCUGCAGGAGCUGGAGCAGAGCAGCCUGGAGCGCACUCUCAGGGCCUGGGGAGCCCUGCUCUGGGCUGUCUUGCAGCAGGGGCACUUCUGGGCUCUGGCUGGAGUUCUGGGCCUUCUCUUGGCACUGUGGUUUAUGCGCCGGAGAAGGAGCCGCCAGCCAGACAACAACGGCGAGGAGGUGGAGGAUGAAAACCUUGUUAUGAUAGUGCAGGAGGAAGACAACGAAGAUAGAAAUGAAGUCAGAAUUGUUGGUGAAAAUGAGGAAGAAGCCGACAACGAUGGUGCCAUUGCAGAAAAUGGCAAUGAUGGCGGACAUGCAGUAGAAGAAGAGGACGAUGCUGAAAAUGACAUUGGAAGGAUUUUAGAGGGGCACAUACAGUGGCCUAGUCAGGACCUGGAGAAAGGUUGCGAGAUGACAUCUGAUGUAAUGGACCUUUUCAUAUCUGUCUUUCAACACAUCUUGUCCAACAGUUUAUAUCCCAUGCCGCAACGAGCCAUCGGGGUGGGCAGUGCCUUUGAAGGGUGGAGUCCCCGGGAGGAGGAUGUCGUGUACAGCGUCCUUGUCCCCCUCACUCCUCCCCCGGGGCACGCCUUCCAUCUGGAGAUGGACACUUCAGGCCAGUUGCCCGGGAGGAACUUCUGUGUCCGCGUGGAGCCGGUGUGCACCUGCACGAGGGAGCAACAGGACGAGAACGUGCUGUGCUUCCUCCACCACCCAGAGGAAGAGCAAAGGAGGAAUGAGGAGCCCAGCUUCCUAAACACCCUCUGCUCCGGCUCCUACCUUGAUGUGGAGAAAACUGCCCGCUGGUUCUACCAGUUGGUGAGAGCAGUCUGGGUGAUUUUGCCUCAUUCACACACUUGGCAAUUAAUGCUGCUGCCCUCCAGCCGCUCCUGCAAAUUCAAGCUGACCAGAGGCACACAAAGCUUCUCAGUUGAGAUCCUUUUUGGGGUGCAGCAAGGAGACUCAGACAUCUAUGUGAGCAGCCAGCCCACAGAGGCCCUCUUCACCCCAAGCACAAUGUGGCCGGAGACCUACGCCGUGGCCGAGAUGAAGUUCUUCAGGCACAUUGCCCGGCAGAUUCCACAGGACAGCUGGCACCUCAAAUGCCUGCAGCUCUUGGCCCGUGCGGUGGUGGGCAUAGGCUUCUCCACUUAUAUGAUGAAGACCAUUGUGAUGCACCUUCUGAACACCAUACCCGUGACACGGUGGGGCAGCAGGUAUAUCCUGCUUCAGCUGGAGAAUAGCAUAGAGUACCUGCGUUCCUCCUUGUUGGAGAAACGCCUUGACCACUUUAUUGUAGGCAACCAGAGACUUCCUGAGGUGAUCAGCUUGCCCCUGGAAGUCCAAACUGCCAAUCCACCCAACCUCUUCUCUCACCUGGAGCAGAAUUCGGCCGCCAACACCCAGGCAAUAAGCGAGUUCCGUGACCUGCGAUACCGGCUCAAAAUAAUGUUGCUAGAAGGCCACUGA